Mercurialis annua (annual mercury) is the source of this 1260-nucleotide messenger RNA. RefSeq lists its product as uncharacterized. NCBI's taxonomy places the organism in Eukaryota, Viridiplantae, Streptophyta, Magnoliopsida, Malpighiales, Euphorbiaceae. The record is from RefSeq and is a predicted model, not a curated record. The transcript has 7 exons. The coding region runs from base 79 to 834 and encodes 251 amino acids.
GAUUAUGAAAUCAACACAACACUAUCCAAAACUAGUGUCAUAGAUAAUGUUUUACCUUAUUUUUAGGCUAGUUUAGCUAUGACAACUACUCUGCUACAACUCUCAAUCUUAGUCCCACCCUUAAACACUCUCCAUCAUUAUGCAUGCAAUAAACCCAUCAAUACCCACUUCACUACACGUCCAAAGAUUGCUUCUUUUCAUCAACGGGGCUUCAAAUUGAAGGCUUUUAGGGAGAAAUGGAGUUUUUUUGAAGUGGGUGCAGUUAAAGGUCGAAUUUUUAUAGUAAAUGAGGAGUCGAAGAGGAAAAAGAGACUGGUUUUAGUGAGAUUUAAUCAGGGUUUCGGCGGCGGCGGCGGCGGCGGAGGGAGAGAUAAUAGUGAGACUAUUAGGGUAGUGGGUAAUGUUGCUUUGGCUAUUGGGUUGACUUAUUUUUCUAUUACUGGACAGCUUGGUUGGCUUUUUGAUGCUAUUGGAUCUGUUUUGGACUUUCUUAUUUCUCUUUGGCUUCUGGCAAUAAUUGUACCUAUUGUUGGUCUCGGUGCUUUCCUCUGGUGGGCAGGACGGGAUAUUUUACAAGGCACUUGUCCAAAUUGUGGAAACGAAUUUCAGGUUUUCAAGUCAACUCUGAAUAAUGAUUUGCAGCAGUGCCCCUAUUGCAGUCAACCAUUCUCAGUUGCGGGAGAUGAGUUUAUGAGCGAUUCUGGGCAGUUCUCAAAAGGUUCCAUGCCUUUCAGUGAAGCCUUCCGCGACUUCUCUUCUGGCUCCAAGAAAGGAAAGGGGUCUUCUUCUUCAGCAAUUGUUGAUGUUGAAGCUGAAGUAAAGGAUGUGGACUGACAUAAUGAAUAACAAAUGCAAAACAGGAUCCCAGAGACGCCAUAUCCCGGUUUUGCCGGCUGAGUACUACUUUUUUAUCCUUGGCGCUCUGCCCUUCUCCAUAGUUGGUGACAUUUUGUAAUGUUUUCAGAUAUGGUUACAUCCUACUUGUUUGAGAUGAUGAAGGCCGGCAGGUUACACUGUCAACUGGAACUACCUUUAUCAGACCAUGAUCAUCGGGUUAUAUGCUGAACCGAGCUGUAUACUGGAUUUUGGAAAUGUAGUCUCUAUUACUAUGUAUAUUGUAUAUCAGCAUCUGUUGUUAAUUGUAUGGUCCUCAGCUCUGUUUUUCUUCUCAGCUUUGCCAAUGGAAAUUGUAUAUCAUUCACUUGUACAAAACAAAUAAUCACAAAGCUUCAGCUAAAAUAUAUUUUAUAUGAUUUUAAA